CUUGUCUGCGAUCCAGCUGACGUCACGCACUGAUCUUUGGGAAGAGUGACGGAGCAGAGCUCCAAACUUUUACAUACCGGUGACUUUUAAACUCAUCUUCUUCAUUGAGUGGGAUCUGUCAAUACCUCAAAUAGUCCAAAACAACUUUGUUAUUGAUCAAAAUAUCGUUGUAUUUAUUCGACGUGGAUGUCUCCUCUGCUUUUGAGCUUUUGUGUUGGUGAGACCCAGCUGAGAUUUGGGAUAGUCAUACACAUGCGGAUCCCAUUUAUGUUCGGGUUUUUUAUAUUCGGUUCGGAGAAGGAUUAACGUUUUGUAUAUUUUUCACAAGUUUUUAUUGUUUUGUUUGAAGUCCGUGGGAUUUUCACUGAACGGAAAAACUUCCACCCAACUUUUUUUGUGCAGCUGGUCGUCGUGUGAUCCAGCAGGUGGAGAAACUCGAGCCGCUCUUUCAUCAGAUAAAAGCACAACAAUCUAUUUAAAAAAUAAAGCGGAUUCCUUUAAAAGUUGGAUUUUAUUUCACGACUUGGUGACUGGAAGUAACUAUCCGAAACGAGUGCUGGGUCAACUGACAGGUUGUUGCCAUGGCGUCAUCGGUGAAGGUGGCAGUGCGGGUACGACCGUUCAACAACCGCGAAACCAACCGAGGAGCGAAGUGUGUGAUUCAGAUGCAGGACAAGAGCACAUGUAUUGCUAAUCCCAAACAACCCAAGGAUGCACCCAAAAACUUCACAUUUGACUACUCGUACUGGUCUCAUAGCUCGGAGGAGGAUCCGUCCUUCGCGUCUCAGAGGAAGGUGUACGAAGACAUUGGAGAGGAGAUGUUGCUUCAUGCCUUUGAGGGUUAUAAUGUGUGUAUCUUUGCUUAUGGACAAACUGGAGCAGGAAAAUCAUACACAAUGAUGGGAAAACAAGAACCUGGUCAGCAAGGCAUUAUACCACAGAUGUGUGAAGAUUUAUUUAGACAAACAGCAUCUAACACUGAUCCUGACCUGUCCUAUUCUGUAGAGGUCUCGUACAUGGAGAUUUAUUGCGAGCGGGUACGAGACCUGUUGAACCCAAAGAGCCGGGAGUCCCUGCGGGUGAGAGAACAUCCUAUAAUGGGACCUUACGUAGAAGACCUCUCCAAAAUGGCUGUCACCAACUUCAGUGAUAUUGCUGACCUUAUGGACACUGGCAACAAAGCCAGGACGGUUGCUGCUACUAACAUGAACGAGACCAGCAGUCGUUCUCAUGCGGUCUUUACAAUCCUCUUCACACAGCGCCGACAUGACAACAUGACCAACCUGGACACUGAAAAGGUGAGUAAGAUCAGUCUGGUUGAUCUGGCUGGAAGUGAGAGAGCAGACUCAUCUGGUGCUAAAGGCAUGAGGUUAAAGGAAGGAGCCAAUAUUAAUAAAUCUCUCACAACACUGGGAAAAGUCAUCUCGGCCCUGGCAGAUAUGCAAAGCACAAAGAAGAGACGUUCAGACUUCAUACCUUACAGGGACUCGGUGCUCACAUGGUUAUUGAGGGAGAAUUUAGGUGGAAACUCUCGCACGGCCAUGAUUGCUGCUUUAAGUCCGGCAGAUAUUAAUUAUGAGGAAACGCUUAGCACUCUCAGGUAUGCUGACAGAGCAAAGCAAAUCAAAUGUAACGCUGUGGUCAAUGAAGAUCCAAAUGCUCGUCUGGUCCGGGAGCUGAAGGAGGAGGUAAACAGACUGAAAGAGCUCCUCUUGUCUCAGGGACUCAGUAACCUCAUCACUGCCUCAGGGUCUGAUGCGGGCAAUCUGGCUUUGGCAGGCCCAUCGGGUGCACUGAAUCAGCCAGCGCUCUCAUAUGAUCAGGCUACAACGGAUACACUGAUGGAGGGCGUGAUGCCCACAAGUCCCACUGAGGUCAUUAGUAAAGAGGAAGCCGCUGAGAGACUCCAGGAAACUGAGAAGAUAAUUGCCGAGUUAAACGAAACCUGGGAGGAGAAACUCAGAAAAACUGAAUCUAUACGACAAGAGAGGGAGUCACUGUUGGCUGAGAUGGGCGUGUCUGUGAGGGAGGAUGGAGGAACAGUGGGCGUCUUCUCACCCAAAAAAACACCUCACCUGGUGAAUCUGAAUGAAGAUCCGCUGAUGUCAGAGUGUCUGAUCUACUACAUUAAAGAUGGAGUCACCAGGGUCGGUCAGGAGGAUGUGGAUAUUCGUCUGAGCGGUCAGUUUAUAAAGGAACUGCAUUGUGUCUUUUGCAGUGACAUCAAUGAGAAUCAAGAAGUGGUUGUAACCCUGGAGCCAUUAGUUGGGGCAGAAACGUACGUCAAUGGAAAGAGAAUAACUGAGGGAGUUGUGCUGAAACAAGGUAAUCGUAUAGUAAUGGGGAAGAACCAUGUGUUCAGAUUUAACCACCCUGAGCAGGCCAGACUGGAGAGGGAGCGCAGUGCUACACAGGAACAGCAGGGGGAGCCGGUGGACUGGAGCUACGCACAGGAAGAACUGCUGGAGAAACAGGGCAUUGACAUCAAACAAGAGAUGGAGAAGAGACUGCAAGAUCUUGAGAAUCAGUACCGUAAGGAGAAAGAGGAGGCCGACCAACUUCUUGAACAACAGAGACUGUAUGCAGACUCGGACAGCGGGGAUGACUCGGAUAAACGUUCCUGUGAGGAGAGCUGGAGACUCAUCUCAUCUCUCCGAGAAAAAUUGCCAGCCAACAAGAUGCAGUCUAUAGUGAAGAAGUGCGGUUUGCCCAGCAGUGGUAAGAGAAGAGAACCCCUGCGUGUUUAUCAGAUCCCACAGCGACGCCGUUUGCCCGGCACACACGAAUCCAAACACAAACUCAGCCUGGAAGAGCUUCGCACGCAGGCUGUCAAAGAGAUCUGCUAUGAGGUGGCACUCGGCGACUUCCGGCACACGCGGCAAGAGAUCGAGGCCUUGGCCAUCGUCAGGAUGAAGGAGCUUUGUCGGACAUACGGCCAGAAAGACCCUCAGGAGAGAGAGAGCUGGAAGAACGUGGCCAAAGACGUGUGCGAGACGGUGGGCAUCGGCGAGGAGGAGGGAGACAGGGACGAGAGGGUGACGGGAGCGGCGGUCGGGAACGGGAGAGGGAAGACGGAUAUGGGUGAGCUGAAGGCUCAUAUCGAUAAACUGACUGAUAUACUGCAGGAGGUCAAGCUACAGAAUAAUAUGAAGGACGAGGAGAUCCGAUCUCUAAGGGACCGCAUGGUGAAGAUGGAGAAGAUAUUACCCGUAGAAGUGCAGGGGGAGAAUGAUGAUGAUGAUGAAGACAUUAUCACAGUAGGUGGAGCUAGCGGAGAAGACCAAGAGACACAGGGCAACAGACGUGAUGAGGAUUCCGGGUAUCGGCGGGGUCGCCAUCGCUGGCAGUACCCGGAUAAGUAUCACGACCCUAAACGUCGAAGAGGAACUGGUUAUCAGUCAAACAACACCCCUCCGUCAGGACACAACCCGUUCAGUACAUCUCGCUACCAAAAUCCAUCGUUCAAUUCCUCGCAAACCCCUCGCAACCCAAACGGGCCUUUCUUGCCAGGCACGGGGCGAUUCCUGCCGCCUCAAGAGAGAAAGCUACAGUUUCCCUUUAAAAAUAAUCCUCAGCACCGGGGCUUCAUCUGGGGCCCGUCUGCGAGUCAGGCCGGAGGCAGCGAGAGAGCAAACGAUCAGUCGUUUUCGGAAACCGACUCUGUUCACACUUUCCAGUCCUCUCCAUCCCCAAACAUGGGCCAGUGGUCCAACAGUCAUCACCAACAGCGCCGUAACCAUGGCAACAGAGGCUACGGUAAUCGCGGAAAUAGGCAAAGGUCGCGAAACAGAGGGCGGAACCCGUUCGACGAAUAUCUGACCAAUGAGCAGGACGGGAAUGUCGAACGUAGAGACGGCGGAUCGACUUACAAGCAGGGAAGGCCGCGCUACUCCUGGUACGGUCCGAAUUUUGCAUCCGACCAGUGUGUUGGUAAUGAAUAUCAUCAAAACAAUCAGCACCAAAGCAGGCAAGGUUUCUACAAACACCCCAACGCGCAGUACAACCAUUACCAAACUUCUCAUCAGCUGGACAACCCUCCCGACGUGACCCGACAUGGAUUUCAGGGCAAUCCUAAUGCACCGCCUACUACGGAGUGCAGUACACCUAUGGAGACCUGAUUUACUGUACACGGGAGUAAGUGUAAUGAAUGAUUUUCUUAUAGUAGUUCAAGGAAUUGAAGUAUUUUUCCUCCAGAUUUGAACUAUUUUUACUUCUCAGUUUUGCCGUGGUUUGUUGUGAAAGAGUUCAUGCUGAAGAAAAGCAAGGGAGAACAAUUUUACUUCAAAAGUUUUUAUACCAUAAGCAUUUUUAGGAAAAUAUGUAUGCACCUAUAUUAUGUACAUAUCGCAGUUGUAUACCUGCACUUACAGUGCUUUAUGAGUGAUGUUUUUAUGCGCAUACGUACAGUAAUGUGUAUAUAUCCGUACGUAGAUUAUACAUAACACACAAGGGUGUGUGUUCGAGUUCAGCUGAGUUUUUAAUAACGCACAAUGCACUGCAAUGUCGGCGUUAUAUUUUGUAAAGCAUCUCGCUAUCUGCUGGAUAUUGGUUUAACUUUGUGCCUGCUGAAAUGCCAAAGAAUUUAGAGGCCUUAAAGCCUUCGGGUUUGUAGCUGUUUUUGAUGCUGUCAUAUUUAUAAUUACAAAUUUUACCCAAUAUCUUCUUAAUCGUUUAUGUACUUUAUUAUUGUUGGAUCUUAAAGGUGCAUUGUGUAACUUUUAGAAGGAUCUUUUGACAGAAAUGCAAUAUAAUAUACAAAACUACAUUAUCAGUGGUGUAUAAAGACCUUACAAAAUGAACUGUAGUGCUUUUAUUACCUAAUGAGUCGUUUUUAUCUACAUACACCGUACAUACAUGGAAAUCACCACCAUGUUUCUACAGUAGCCUUAAAGGGAUAGUUCGGCCAAAAAUUAUAUUAAACCCAUGAUUUACUCACCCCCAAGCUG
Messenger RNA from Paramisgurnus dabryanus, 4946 nucleotides. It is a transcript of the gene kif1ca, whose product is annotated as kinesin family member 1C, a. NCBI's taxonomy places the organism in Eukaryota, Metazoa, Chordata, Actinopteri, Cypriniformes, Cobitidae. Gene Ontology annotation, biological process: microtubule-based movement. The record is from RefSeq and is a predicted model, not a curated record. Gene Ontology annotation, molecular function: microtubule motor activity; microtubule binding; ATP binding.